Molecule: messenger RNA, 846 nt
Organism: Lactuca sativa (garden lettuce)
Lineage: Eukaryota; Viridiplantae; Streptophyta; Magnoliopsida; Asterales; Asteraceae
Source: RefSeq, a predicted model, not a curated record
AUGCCUCCUAGCUCUCCAGCAGCUCCAGCUACUUCAGUUGUUCAAAUUCUGGCCUCAGCAUUUACUGAACUUCUGACACUGACUCGGGACAUGAAUCAGCGUCUUCUACGCAUUGAGGCUGAUGUUCAUCAGCUAAAGGAAGUUCUCCUGCAUAUUCCUCCCUCUAGUCCCCAAUCUGAUGAUGCUCAAAAAGGGGGAGAUACUGAUGAUGAUGCUGAUGUUGAUGAUAAUGCUGAUGAUGAACCAAAUGAGAGAGACACCGAACCUGUUAACAACACCAUUGUUCAGCCUGAAUCACCAAAGCCAAUGCAUGAGUCUGACUCUGCGGGGCAUAAUAGUCCAGCAGCUAUUGAAAAGCUGGUUGAAGAUAGUGAGCAUGAUGAACCAGAUGAUGAAUGUCAAAUACUGGAUAUGAACUUCAUUAAUCCUCUUAUUCCAGUUCAAGAAGAAAGUUCAGAUGAUCUUGAUAAUGAAUCUCAAAGUCCAGACAUGAAAUCAGUCGAUCCUGUUGCUGAUCCCAUUAUUCCGGUCCAAGGAGAAGAUUCGGACGUUGCCAGUGAAGACUCUCAUCCGCUAUCUCGAAAGCGCCUCUUCAGUAUGGAGGGGUCAAACAAUGACCUGAACGUGCUUGGAGCGUCUCCGAUAUUUAACGACAUUUUGCAGGGUAAAGCACCAAACAUGUCGUACGUUGUGAAUGAACAUCAAUAUAAUUAUGGGUAUUACCUUGGUGAUGGGAUAUAUCCAGAACAAUUCCAACAACACGAUGUCAAUGAUGACAACGAGGAUGAGCACGCGGAUGACGAAAACGGGAUCGGUGGAGAUGCGGUCGACAACGACGACGAGUAA